Molecule: messenger RNA, 1392 nt
Organism: Sphaeramia orbicularis (orbiculate cardinalfish)
Lineage: Eukaryota; Metazoa; Chordata; Actinopteri; Kurtiformes; Apogonidae
Product: P2Y purinoceptor 1-like
Exons: 2
Coding region: 814-1392 (192 amino acids)
Biological process (GO): G protein-coupled receptor signaling pathway
Cellular component (GO): membrane
Molecular function (GO): neuropeptide receptor activity
Source: RefSeq, a predicted model, not a curated record
CACACUGUCAUCUUCUACAACACUAAUUCACCAGUAAAACCCAUGGAGUUGGAUCAACGACAGUGGAUGGGCACACUUGUUUGCAUGUUCACGUAUUAGUAUUUUUGCUGAAAAAGUCACUUUUUCUUCAGUUUUCUCUGUUUCUCAUAUAAUAACCCUCAAAUUUAAUCUGAGCUUUUAUCAACAUCUACAUGAUCAGUGAAUUAAAUUUGAGAAAAUACACGAUUUACACUGAAAAAAUGCUAAAUAAGGAGGAUAAUAUUACAAUAAAUGGUGAUAAAUCACUUAACAAAAGGUUAAAUGGAGAGCAAAAAUCAUUUUCUCUACAUUCACAAAAGUAGCACUGGGUCUUUAUGGGUUAAUAGUCUAUUUUGAUUAUUGAUGAAAAAAGGCUUGUAUUUGUGUGUUUUUUCUGUAAUGUCAAAUCUCUACCACCAGAGAGAGUCUGUAGCAUUUCUUUGAGGGAAAGUGUCUACAUUUAUCCAAACGGUGUGUUUUCUCAUACCUCCUUUACUAGAUCAUGCAUUUAUUUUGUGUUGUCAUAUACAUGCACAUUAGUUCUUAAUUAAACAUUCAGCUUCAGAUGUGAUAAACUGACAUCAUUAUACUUUAAGGCUCUUUACUUGACAGAAGAAUGAAUAGGAUUUGUGGACAAACCAAAAUACAGACGUAUCUGCAUUUCUACUGAAAUUUUGCACGAGUUUAUCUUUCAUCUCAAAGGUUCCGUUGUGAGUGGGGCUUCAAACGAGAAGUCCUAUUUGUCAUUUUUUUCUAUCAUGACAGACACAGUUUAGUCUUUCACUUCUCAGAAAAAUGAAUAACACAGCCUGUCCUCGUGCCAACUUUGACUUCACCAGCAGAUUUCUGCCUCCUGUUUAUAUCUUAGUGUUCAUCAUUGGUCUGGUGGCUAAUGGAUGGGGACAGAAGACUUUGUUGCAAAACUGGAAGAAAUUGGGAAACGUCAAUGUGUUUGUUUUCAACCUCAGACUUACAGAUGUUUUGUACCUGCUCACUCUGCCAUAUCUUGUGGUGUACUACUUUAUGGAGAGUACAUGGAUCUUCGGAGACACAUUCUGCAAGAUAACAAGAUUCUGCUUCAACCUGAAUUUAAACGGCAGUAUCGGGUUUCUUACUUGUAUCAGUGUGUACAGGUACUUGGCCAUCGUCCAUCCCAUGAAGGUGAUGGGACGACUGAGUGUCACACACUCUGUGGUUAUUUCAGUCAUGGUUUGGCUGUUGGUGAGUGUUCAAAGUCUUCCAGACAUGUUCUUCACCAAAACAUAUGGAAACAAACCUGGGAAAUGUUAUGAAACCACCUCUAAGUACAACGUUGAGGAUUAUCUGAAAUACAGUCUUGGAUGGACAUUGACUGGUGUUCUUCUUAAAGGGUAA